CCUCACUAAGACUAGAAGAAGCCGUAGUGUCGCGCUUUUUCAAGAAUAAGCAGAGUAUUAUUUCAUCCUGAAUGAUAAGGCCAAGGCGGGGUGUUUUCUGUUUCCUAAAUUUCAUAUGCCCUCUGUGAUAUUAAGUUAUCAAAGCAAAAGCGCACGACGAAAAAGAAAAUGAGGCCAUCCACGCGUGGACCGUUGUUACUUGUGCCUUAUUCAUCUUCUGUGUGUUUCAUCGGCUUAUUACCGCGGUUGUGUGUCUGCUCGCUACCAGCAGGGGCGGCGCUCCCGAGUACUAGCUUGUCCUCCGGGGAGGCCAAAACCUCAUCGACCGAAGUUCCAAAACCGACCGAAGUGGGAUUUUUUCCGCAGUUGCAGGACCACUUUACCUUCGAUACAGAUACGACUUUUAACCAACGAUACCUCGUCUACGACGGGUUUUGGGCUUUGGAUGAAGGCCCCAUUCUUUUUUACCUGGGGAAUGAGGGCCCUAUCGACCGGUUUUACAAGGACACCUCCGUGCUGUUCUCCAGUAUCGGACCAAAAUUGAAGGCCUUAAUUCUUUUCGUCGAACACCGUGGGUACGGGCAGUCUACUCUGGACAACAACUCUGCAGUUUUCGGACAAGGAGCAGGAGACCAAGAAGAAGCUGACAAGAAGAACUACCUCUAUAAUUAUACAAUCGACCGAACAAAAAUAAAAACAAACACGAAUGCCACCAAAUUACUGACGAUCGAGCAAGCUUUGGCGGACUACGCGCGAUUUCUCGUGUUCUUCCAAAAGAAGAGAAACGCGGUUGGCAGUCCCGUAUUUGUGUUUGGCGGCAGCUAUGGGGGCAUGCUUGCCGGCUGGUUUCGCGUCAAGUAUCCGCACCUGACGAGCGGGGCGGUCCUGUCCAGCGCGCCGGUGGACUUCUACCCUGGUCUUAGUGGGCGGACCACUGGUCGUGGUGCCUCCAAAGCGUUAGCAGGGGGAACGGGGAGCGACAGCCUCUCCGGAACAACUCCUCGUCCGUAUGCGGCAGCGUUGAGCGGGUCAUCUGAUGCAGGAGUAGGAACUACGAGGGUUUCGAAAACAGGUCUGGUCAGCAGCAAGACCUCUCGUCCUGGUGAAGAUCUCGUCCCGGGCGAGGAUUCUUAUACUGGCGCCGGAGCGGUGCGCGUUGUACAAAAUAAGGACGCGAAAACGUCGUUAAGUGGUGUAAUAAUUCCUAAGAAAACCGGGGAUGGUGCGACAGAGACGGACCACAGCGAAGGCAGCGAGGAGGACGCAGGGGGUCGUGCCGGGGAAGAUGGUGCUGUUGUUGACCACCACUCCCAGCACGAGAGCACCGAUGUGAAAAUUAUCUCCAAGUCCCUGUCAUUCUGGAAAGCCGUGGUGCACACGUUUCUGCUUGCCGGCGGUGCUGCGUACCAGUCCGCACUGCUGAAAAGUGUGGACGUGCUCGGCAAGCUGGUCGUCGCGACGAGGAAGAAAGAACAAGAGGCAAUAAAGGCAAAGCCUGAAUCAUAUCUAGUCUUUCCGCCAGAAAUCAUGCUGACCAGCGGUAGUGGUGCAAGAGGAAAAACAAUACUACCGCCAACAUCCGAGCACUUGUCCACAGAAACGCUGGAUCUUGCGAAGAUUUUUCGUACCUGCGAAAAGAGCCCAAAUACCGCGCAAUUGUACUACUACGUCAAGGGCGCGCUGUCCACCCUCGCUAUGGAGAACUACCCGUUUCCCUUUUUCCUCACGAAACCACUGCCGGCGGAUCCCGUGAAGGUGGCGUGUGAAGCGCUGGUAGGUGGUCGUUCGUUUAAUACUUCUACGUCAUCUACUGCUUCGGGGAAGGCGAAGGAUCUCGAUGUACUUCCUUCUGAUCAAGAACGUGAUCCUGCGAAAAAGAACUACACCAAGGCAGCUGAAGCUGAAACCGCUGACAAAGAAACACUCUUGUCGCAGCUGGCCGCCGCUGUGGACGUGUACGUCGGGACGGAUUUCUGCAAGAAUACGACCAGGGAACUGCUCGGGAGAACAGAUUUUAUUCACGACAGCAAAUUAAAUUCUGCAUCUACAACUUCCGCUUCGGCUGAUAUAGUAAAGGACGUUGAUAAAGUUCUGGAAAUGGAGCCGUGGAACGUGCAGGCGUGCUCCGAGCUCCCGAUGCAGCCGCUAACCUCCGACUUUCUGGGUUUUUACCCGCCAGAAACCUUCGCCGCACUGGAGCAGUUGAAAAAAACCUGCAAAGAGGUGUACAAUGUCUACACGCGUCCGGAUUUUCUGCCGGUGCACUACGGGUCCCGCGACAUCGGGAGGAACCUGCCACUGACAAAGGCGAUCAUUGUUGACGGCGAAUUUGACCCCUGGCGGGUCGGAAGUUUCGAAUUUGAUACAGCAGCAAAUUCUGACGAACAUUCCGAAAGAAGUGCCAGUCUGAUGCGGCACGUCUACACGCACAAAAACCUUCGCGAGCGCGGCGACGAAAUAAGUUCCACCAAGAAUGCAACAUCGAACACUUCGACCUCCUCGUCUUGUUUCUACCAGAAAAACGAGCACAAUGACGUAGUCAAGAUCCUUCCAGUCCCUGGCGCGGCGCACCACCAGGACCUGAUUCAACAGAUGCCCGGGGACAGCGAGGGUCUGUUGUGUGCGAGAGGGCUGAUCCUCGCGACGCUGGAACGGUGGACAAGAACUUUAAAAACAGCUAAAAAAAGUGGUUCCCAAGAAGAACAAGCGCAGAAUGUUAAGGAAUUCGUUGGACAGCAUGAAGAUGUCAAGAACGAGGAUGACUCAACAUUUUCCAGUAUCAAAAAGGAACAUCAAGUUGGAACUUCUCCCGAAGUAGAGGAGCAACAAACCUCUGCCUUCUUGGUUGAAGAAAUUACAGCAUUUUUGCAGCACGUGGCGGAUUCUUGCACUAGAUCGCCAGCGUGUAAUACUACUGUAGCCUCGAUGUUGUUGCGGCUAGACGGCAUGGCAUCUAAUGCUUUGCUUUGA
Molecule: messenger RNA, 2970 nt
Organism: Amoebophrya sp. A120
Lineage: Eukaryota; Dinophyceae; Syndiniales; Amoebophryaceae
Source: the annotation of a GenBank genome assembly